AUACUUUGUACCGCUAGUACGCAGUGUAUACGUAUCGUAAUGGUAAUCCACGUUCAAAGGUCGAAUAUUGUCUAUAGUAACGAUAUGAAUAUAUAUCUUGUACAUUAUAUAUCAGUUAAAUUUUAUUAUAUUUUUUUAUCGUGUUGAUUGGUCACCGGGAACUAUUUAACGAAUAUUUUCUUACGCUCUCACUUUCUUUAAGUUCUGUUAAACUCUUUUAGUUCACUUCCAAUUUAGUUUGAUUGCUAUACUAGUGCGCACCUGUCGUUUUCGUAAUAAUUAUUAUAUUUCUUAUACUUUCUACAACAUGAUAAACACAGGAAAACUAGCAGGACUUACUAUUUUCGUAACUGGUGCAUCACGAGGUAUUGGAAAGAGUAUUGCUUUAAAGGCAGCAAGGGACGGAGCAAAUAUAGUAGUUGCUGCAAAAACAGCAGAACCUCAUCCAAAAUUACCAGGCACUGUUUACAGUGCAGUUGCAGAAAUCGAAGAAGCAGGUGGUAAAGCUCUUCCUUGUAUUGUCGAUAUCAGAGAUGAAGGACAAGUAAAAUCUGCUGUUGAAAAUGCAAUUAAUAAAUUUGGUGGCAUUGAUAUCGUUGUUAACAACGCAAGUGCCAUAUCCUUAACAGAUACUCUGGCCACAGACAUGAAAAAAUAUGAUCUUAUGAAUAAUAUUAAUGCAAGAGGUACUUUCCUUGUGUCCAAGCUAUGUAUACCUCAUCUAAAAAAGAGUGCUAAUCCUCAUAUAGUAAACAUAAGUCCACCAUUGAAUAUGAAACCAAUUUGGUUCCAAAAUCAUCUGGCAUAUACAAUGGCCAAGUAUGGAAUGUCUAUAUGUGUACUUGGCAUGGCAGAAGAGUUUAAAAAAGAUGGUAUUGCUGUUAAUGCUGUAUGGCCAAAAACUGCUAUCCAUACUGCUGCAAUUGAGAUGCUAACAGGGCCAAACUCUAGUAAUUACAGUCGUAAAGCUGAAAUUGUGGCAGAUGCCGUUUAUGCUUUAAUUUGUAAAGAUAGUAGAUCUAUCACUGGACAAUUUUUAAUUGACGAAGAUAUAUUAAGAAAGGAAGGCAUUACUGAUUUUAAACAUUAUGCUUGCAAUCCAGAAAACGCAGACAAUUUGAUGCUCGAUUUUUUUCUGGAUGAUUAUACUAAUUCCAAACUCGAUUUGAAUGCUAUAAAGGAUACAGUCAAACAGCCAUCCCAGAAAUCUAGUGAUUUUGGUAAUGGAAAAGUUGCAGAAAUAUUUUCUGCUAUUAAUGCUAACUUGAAUUCAGAGCUUGUUAGCAAAACUAAUGCUUUAUAUCAAUUCAAUGUGAAAGGAGAAGAAGCUAGUACGUGGUAUUUAGAUCUUAGAAAUGGUAAUGGUUCUACUGGGAAAGGUGAACCAAAAGAUCCAGCAGACGCAACCCUUACAAUGAAUUCGGAACAAUUCUUUGCAAUGUUUUCUGGUAAACUAAAGCCAACAACAGCAUUUAUGACAGGAAAAUUGAAGAUCAGUGGUAAUCUUCAAAAAGCUAUGAAAUUGGAAAAAUUAAUGAUGAGCUUAAAAGCUAAACUUUAAGACUGAUAUCUUUUUUAAUUUUAUAUGAUUUCUUGGAAGUAUUACGAAUAUAUAAAUUGGAAUGCA
Vespula pensylvanica (western yellowjacket) is the source of this 1627-nucleotide messenger RNA. RefSeq names its product hydroxysteroid dehydrogenase-like protein 2 (gene Hsdl2). Bases 308 to 1561 code for a protein of 417 amino acids. The transcript is spliced from 8 exons. Lineage: Eukaryota; Metazoa; Arthropoda; Insecta; Hymenoptera; Vespidae. Gene Ontology annotation, cellular component: mitochondrion. The record is from RefSeq and is a predicted model, not a curated record.